ACCCUCUACAGAAGAAAAAAAAAAACAUUAGAAAAAAAAGAAGAAGAUAACAUUUUAGUUUGGUUUCGAAAACAAACAGCAUCAUCAUCUUCUAUCUAAACCCCUCUCUUUCUUCUUCACUGAAUGACAAUGGGGAUUCCAGAGAAAGACCCUCUUUCUCAACUGAGUUUACCUCCUGGUUUCCGCUUUUACCCCACCGAUGAAGAGCUUCUGGUUCAGUAUCUCUGCCGCAAGGUCGCUGGUCACAAUUUCACUCUACCCAUCAUCGCUGAAAUCGACCUCUACAAGUUUGACCCAUGGGUUCUUCCAAGCAAAGCGAUUUUCGGUGAGAAGGAAUGGUACUUCUUUAGCCCAAGGGACAGGAAGUACCCAAACGGGUCACGACCCAACAGGGUAGCUGGGUCUGGGUACUGGAAAGCCACCGGAACGGAUAAGAUCAUCACCACCGAAGGUAGAAAAGUCGGUAUCAAGAAAGCCCUUGUUUUCUAUGUCGGCAAAGCGCCCAAAGGCACCAAGACUAACUGGAUCAUGCAUGAGUAUCGCCUUCUCGAUUCUUCUCAAAAGAACACCGGCUCCAGGCUGGAUGAUUGGGUUUUAUGUCGCAUAUACAAGAAGAAUUCGAGCGCGCAGAGGGCGGCGUCAAACGGCACCGUUUCGAGCAGGGAGUACACGCAGUACAGCAACGGUUCGUCUUCCUCCUCCUCGUCGCACCUUGACGACGUUAUGGAGUCUUUGCCGGAGAUCGGCGGCUUCACGCGGCCACGUGUUGGCGGUGCGAUGCAGCAGCAGCGUGAGGAGAGGGAGAGGCUCAACAACAAUCUUCAGAGCGGUGGUGGUGGUGGAUUGGGAUUGGUGGAUUGGUCUAACAUUAACAACCCCUCUGUUCUGAACUCUUUGGCUGCGGCGGGGUUCGUUCCGGUAAAUCAAGAGGCUCAGCAGGGCCAGAACCAGGGAAUGAUGAACUUUGGUGGUGGUGGUGGUGGUGGAUACAAUGACCUUUAUGUCCCUUCGCUCCCAAAUCUAUGCCAAGUGGAGUCUUCGGAGAAGAUGGGUAAACCGGUCGAGGAAGAGGUUCAGAGCGGUGUGAGAACCCAACAGGUUGAGAAUCCCGGUUUUUUUGCCGGUUCAAAUGGUUUUACGCAGGGGUUUUCAAACUCAGUGGACCAAUAUGGUUUCAGGUACCCAGCUCAGACGGUCGGGUUCGGUUUCGGGAAAUGAACCGGGAAUGUUAAUGGUAAUGUUACAUGAUAUUUGUGAUGAUCAGUUGCAAUUUGUGUAAAUAGGUGGGGAUUCUUUGGGCUAGUUAAAGGUUGGCUUUAUGCUUCCAAAAUUAGAAUGGGAAUGGAAAAAAAAAAUGCAAAUUUUGGUCCUCAUUUUCGGCUAGUGAUCAUGUAGGCGGUGGCGGCAUUAGAUUCAAUGAAUCAAAUUCACAAGAUAAAGUAGUGAUGGAACCAUUAGGUCAUGGAAAAAUCAAUUUAUUAGGAAGCUAGGAUAUAGUUCUGGGCUAUACUUGAACGUGCUCAACCACAUGAGUCACGUUUUGUACUUGAAAUGUACUAGCAAUUUGUUUGGAAUGUUAGGUUUUAUUUUAUUUUUAAA
Lotus japonicus is the source of this 1599-nucleotide messenger RNA. Its product is annotated as NAC domain-containing protein 72-like. Gene Ontology annotation, molecular function: DNA binding. The coding region runs from base 124 to 1218 and encodes 364 amino acids. The record is from RefSeq and is a predicted model, not a curated record. Gene Ontology annotation, biological process: regulation of DNA-templated transcription. NCBI's taxonomy places the organism in Eukaryota, Viridiplantae, Streptophyta, Magnoliopsida, Fabales, Fabaceae. The transcript is spliced from 3 exons.